UAAGGAUGCUUAAAGCAGGGGUUUUAACGUCCUGACGUCACGUUAAUUAGUGGCCAAUUUGAUCCUUUCAGCCUCUAAGCUGCACUCUCCCCUGUACUGUCUGCCGGUGGAUACGGGAUGCGUCCACGGAGGAGGAUGCACGUCCGUUCAAAGGGACGCUGUUAGACCCAUUCAAACAGCAAGCUUGUGUCUCAGCUUUCACCGUUUCUUUUCAAGUGAUGCUUUGGUAAAAAAAAGAAAAAAAAGAGAGAGAGAUCACACAAAGAGGACACAUCAAGUACAAAAAAAAAAUGGCAGAUAAGGACAGCGUGGAGAAAUACUUGGAGAACAACCCGCAGUUCGCCAAAGAGUACUUCGACAAGAAGUUGCGUGCCGAGGCCCUGAGCGCCGCAUUCUCCGAGCCUCUCGACAUCAAGGACACGGCCUCGUUUAAGGAUGUUAACUCGGUGCAGGAGGCCGCCAUCAUCUUCGACCUGCUCCAGGAGCUCCAGAAGCAGACGGCCGUCGAGAAGAACCUCCACAAGGUGCUGCAGAGAACCGCUCUCAUCUUGCAGGCCGACAGGGUCAGCUACUACAUCUGCCGCUCCAGAAACGGAAUCCCGGAACUCGCAACCUGCCUCUUCGACGUGACCCCGACCUCCAAGUACGAGGCCAACCUGGUGAACCCGCAGAGUGAGAUCGUGAUCCCCACCGACAUGGGGAUAGUGGGCCACACAGCCACGUCCAAGAAGCCCCAAAACGUUCCGGACAUUACCAAGAAUCCAAAGUUCUGCGACUUUGUGGACAAACAAACUGGAUACAAGACGAAGUGCGUAAUGUCCUACCCCAUGAUAGCUGACAAAGACUGCCUUGGAGUCAUCAUGGUGCUUAACAAAAUAGGAGCUGACGCGUUCACGCCAGAGGAUGAGAAGCUUUUCCAUAAGUACAUGACUUUUGCUCAAGUCAUUUGUCUGCAGUAUCACACAGCCUACAUGUUCAACGUAGAGUCCAGGAGGAGUCAGGUGCUGCUCUGGUCUGCCAGCAAAGUUUUUGAAGAGUUGACAGACAUCGAGAGGCAGUUCCACAAAGCUCUCUACACUGUGAGGAUCUAUCUGCAGGCUGAGCGUUACUCAGUGGGGCUGUUGGACAUGACCAAAGAAAAGGAAUUUUACGACGAGUGGCCUGUGAAACUAGGAGACGUGGAACCCUAUAAAGGACCAAAAACACCAGACGGCAGGGAAAUCAACUUUUAUAAGAUCAUUGACUACCUCCUUGAAGCCAAAGAAGAAAUUAAAGUCAUACCAGGUCCACCUGCAGAUCACUGGGCUCUGGUCAGCGGACUGCCGAGCUACGUGGCAGAGAACGGCUUUAUUUGCAACAUGAUGAAUGUUGCUGCAGAUGACUACUUCACUUUCCAGAAAGAGGCAGUGGACGAGUCGGGAUUCGUCAUCAAGAACGUCCUGUCACUGCCCAUCGUCAACAAGAAGGAGGAGAUUGUGGGCGUCGCCACCUUCUUCAACAGGAAGGACGGCAAACCGUUUGACGAGUAUGACGAGCAGAUCACCGAGGCCCUGACACAGUUCCUGGGGUGGUCGGUGUUGAACUGUGACACCUACGACAGGCUGAACCGCAUGGAGUGGAGGAAAGACAUUGCCCAGGAGAUGCUCAUGUACCAAACCAAAUGCACCUCGGACGAGAUGCAGUCCAUUCUGAACACCAAGGAGAAGUUUGAUGCUGAGCCUGAAGACUGUGACCAGAAGGAGAUGUACAAAUUACUGAGGGCAAACUGCCCACCUGCCGACAACGUGGACGGAGAGAAUCUGUACAACUUCGGCUUCAGCGACUUCCCCGUCACGGAGCAUGGCCUCAUUAAAGCCGGCAUCCGCAUGUUCUUUGAGCUCGGGGUUGUCGAAAAGUUUAAAGUUCCCGCAGAAACUCUGACCAGGUGGAUGUACACUGUGAGAAAGGGUUACCGUGCUAUUACAUACCACAACUGGAGGCAUGGCUUCAAUGUAGGCCACACCAUGUUCUGCCUACUGCAGACAGGGAAGCUGAGGAAGUACUACUCGGAUCUAGAUGCCUUCGCCAUGGUGGCUGCGGCUUUCUGCCACGAUAUCGACCACAGGGGAACCAAUAACCUCUACCAGACAAAGAGUGCAUCUCCUCUGGCCAAACUUCACGGCUCCUCCAUUAUGGAGAGACACCAUUUGGAAUACAGCAAGACGCUCAUGGGAGAGGAGAGUUUGAACAUCUUCUGCAACCUGCAGAAGCGUCAGUUUGAGACCGUGCAGCACUUGUUUGAUGUUUGCAUUAUUGCCACUGAUCUGGCCCUUUACUUCAAGAAGAGAACCAUGUUCCAAAACAUUGUGAAUGCCACAGAACCAAUGGGAGAUGAAAAGGAGGCCAUUGCCUACAUUUCCAACAACCCCAUCAGGAAGGAAAUUAUCAUGGCCAUGAUGAUGACAGGCUGUGACUUGUCAGCCAUCACCAAACCCUGGGAGGUGCAGAGCAAGGUGGCUCUGAUGGUUGCAGCUGAAUUCUGGGAACAGGGCGAUUUGGAAAGAUCCGUUUUGGACCAGCAGCCAAUUCCCAUGAUGGACAGAAACUGUGCAGAACAGCUACCCAAGAUGCAAUGUGGUUUCAUCGACUUUGUGUGCUCAUUUGUUUACAAGGAGUUCUCCAGGUUCCACAAAGAGAUCACACCCAUGUUCGACGGUCUGAACAACAACAGGGCACACUGGAACGAGCUGGCUGAGGUGUACAAUGCAAAGAUGAAGGCCAUCGAGGAUGAAAAGAAGAAGCUGGAAGAGGAGGAAGCCAAGAAAGCUGGUGGUGGUGGUGGUGGUGAGGGAGGGAAGUCAAAGACCUGCACCGUCUGUUAGGCUUCUCCGGUUCAUGGAUCUGCACUCAAAUGGACUGAUUAGGACUGAUGUGCACGUCUCUAGUCUUAAAGUCAUCCUCAAACUUUUGGAGUUCGUCCUCCGCUACAUAAGCUAGUUUCUCUCUGGUCCCUCUGCGGAUGCGGCAUCCCGGUUUUGCUCCAGUCGUUUCCAGGUAGUCCAGACUAGUUAGCGCCGAUCUGGAUUGCAUGAACUGGUCUCCAAGGAGGGAGGAAGAACUGGAGCCGGAAGUAACAGUGGGACUCUCCACAGAGAAGGUCUUUUUGGGAAGGAAUGUGUGAAACUUCUUCCUCCAUUUGUUUUGAGCAGCGACCAAAAACAUGCAAACUCACAAUGUAAUUCUAUGUAAGAUUUUAUUUAUUUUUUUGGCAUGCUUGAAAUCACGUUGCGAUAAAUUUAGCUGCUCCCCGCGCUGAGAUUCAAAUCUUUUAAUGUAGGCAGUUAAAUAGGUCAUUGUUGAGCUAUGCCAAAGCAGUAGCAUUCAGUGUCCCUUUGGCAAUCAUAAGCACAAUGUAUAAUCAUACUUUAAGCUGCACAAUGCACAUGGCUGCUGCAGUUUUAGCAGCCAAACCACAGCGAGGGUGAGGACCAACUGGGAGGAUAAAGACUUUUCAAAUGUAGUGAUGGGGACACGUUAAAAGGCGCUUAUAAAGAAAUAUGAAUUUAUUCCCUUAAGCACAUAAAGAGCAUCUGAUGGCUCUGUUCAUGCCGUAAAGGCGACAGGCACAGGGAGCAACGGCGCCAAAACAAUUAGGAAAGACAGUGUCUUUCCUGUAAAGGGACUAAUGAGUCGUUUGAACGUAUAUGCUAUUCAUCUAUACAUUUUAUUCAUUUAUUUUUCUAGAUUAUGGGUAUUUUGUACAUCAACUGUCUUCAACUUGAGAUGAGCUUUGAUAGAGGCUGUUCCUGAAAUGAUGAGCAGCUGUGUUGUAAUGCAAAGCGUACAGUUUGUCUUGCAAAAAUAUUCACACCUCUGGCUGAUUUUUAGCUUGUUUUGUCACUUUAUAGCCAAAAACACAAAUGUGUUUGUUGGGGAUUUUAAGACAGAAACCAACACAAAGCGGUGUGCUUGAUUGUAAAAAGGAAGAACUAUAAUAUGAGUAAAAUUCAGAGUGUGCAGGA
Molecule: messenger RNA, 4001 nt
Organism: Poecilia latipinna (sailfin molly)
Lineage: Eukaryota; Metazoa; Chordata; Actinopteri; Cyprinodontiformes; Poeciliidae
Gene: pde6c
Product: phosphodiesterase 6C, cGMP-specific, cone, alpha prime
Exons: 22
Coding region: 291-2861 (856 amino acids)
Biological process (GO): signal transduction
Molecular function (GO): 3',5'-cyclic-nucleotide phosphodiesterase activity; protein binding
Source: RefSeq, a predicted model, not a curated record